This is a messenger RNA of Klebsormidium nitens, 3519 nucleotides long. NCBI's taxonomy places the organism in Eukaryota, Viridiplantae, Streptophyta, Klebsormidiophyceae, Klebsormidiales, Klebsormidiaceae. The record is from the annotation of a GenBank genome assembly.
AUGGAGAGCCAAGGGACCUCAAGUAGCAGCGGCAAGCGAGGACGAGAAGACUCGAUGACAGCAUCAGGGGUGGAGGCCUCAACAGGCCAUCUUGGAACCUUGAAUGGGGUCCUCAUCCCCACUUGUGAGAAUAUGUGGGGUGUUCUCAUCUUUCUGCGCUUCUACGCGGUGGUGGGGAAUGCUGGGGUUUGGCAGUCAUUCACAAUAGUCCUGGUUUCCUUUCUCUGCUCGCUGCUGACAACACUAUCAUUGAGCGCAGUGGCCACGAAUGGAAAAGCGGAAGAAGGUGGCACCUACUACCUUAUCAGUCGAGCGCUGGGCCCUCGAAUAGGCGGAGCAGUCGGUUGCAUGUACUACCUUGGAGUUGCCCUCUUGGCAGUCCUUGAGACGCUUGGCGCAAUAGAGAUGCUUCUCUUCACAUUCCCCAGCCUCCAUAUAACCGCGGCUACUCGAAUCCUGAGCGCCAUCCUGCUCAUCGCUUUGGGGAUCCUGGUCUUCUGUGGCAUCAAGUUUGUAAGCCGGCUGGGUGUCGUCUUUUUCGGCGUCUGCUUGUACACAAUGGCCAGCUUCUACAUUGGACUUGCACUAGCUCCCAAGCACAACCUCCCGGCGGAGGUCACUGGCCUCUCGUUUUCAACUCUUAGGAGCAACUGGGACCCUGGCUAUGCGCAUGGCAUGGACUACUCUGCGGCUCUCAGUAUCUUCUUUCCAUGCUUCACUGGCAUCCUGUCCGGAGCCGACAGAGCCAGUUCUCUUCGGAAUCCUGCAAGAAGCAUUCCCAUUGGAACUCUCGGGGCCAUUUGCGUCAGUCUGGUAAUCUAUCUGUCCUACUUUGGUCUUUGGGGCGCCGUCGCUCUCCGGCCGUACUUGCGGGGCGACCUCUCGACUGGAGGCGGCGGGCAUGGCGACGCGUCCAUCGUCGCCGACAUCGUGUGGCCCUCUGCCAUCGUCACGCAGCUGGGCAUCAUCAUUGCGUCCAUCAGUCAAGCGCUACAGUGCCUCGUGACGGCCCCUCGGCUGAUCCAGGCCAUCUCCGCAGACGGCGUAGUCCCGUUCCUGGCCCCGCUGGCCCGCCUCCGCAACAACGAACCGCAGCGCGCCCUGAUCUUCACGGUCAUCUUCUGCGUGUGCGCCUCCAUGAUCGGCAGCCUGGACCUGGUGGCGCCCCUCACCUCCGUCUGCUUCCUCACCUGCUACGCCGCGCUCAACCUGUCGUGCCUCCUUUUCACGGUCCUCAAAGCCCCCAGCUGGCGCCCCUCGUGGCGGUACUACAGCUGGGCGACGGCGCUGGCGGGCUUCCUGGGCUGCUUCGCGCUCAUGUUCGCCAUCGUGUGGUACUGGGCGCUGGCCGCCAUCUUCCUGGCGGCGCUGCUGUACAUCUACAUCGACUACCGCCAGGUGCAGGUCGACUGGGGCACCGGCCUGGGGGGGCUCCGCCUGCAGCUCGCCGUGCAGGCCAUCCUCAGCGCCGGCCGGGAGAGCAAGUUUUCGGUCAACUGGCGGCCACAGCUGCUGGUGUUGGCGAAGCCGCAGAAGCAGUGGGACGACGAAGGCAGCCGCAACACUGACAACGAGAUACUGUCGUUCGCGUCGCAGCUCAAAAAGGGUAAGGGCCUUUGCGUCGUGAACGUCAUCCUAGAGGGAAAGCUCUCGGAGUUGGCGGCCGAAGCACGACAAGAGCAGGAGGACCUAGAAGCUCGCAUGGAGCAUGAGAAGGUAGCUGGCUUUGCGCGCGCGCUGGUGGCGGCAUCCUACCGACAGGGGAAGACGUGUGCCAUUCAGACUGGAGGCCUGGGCAGCCUGGAACCCAACACGCUGCUGCUGGGAUGGCCCGACAAGUGGCAGGAAACAGGCCACCGCGACUCGGGGGAGAUCUUCUUGGAGACGUUGGCGGAAUGCACCGCGACCGCGAAGGCGGCCCUCAUCUGCAUGCACAUCCAGAACUUCCCGCGCGCGAAUGAGAAGCAGCACGGCUUCAUCGACGUCUGGUGGAUCGUGCACGACGGCGGUCUGCUCCUGCUGCUGGCGCACCUGCUUUCUCAGCACCGUAUCUGGAGAUCCUGCAAGUUGCGCGUUCACACCGUGGCCGAGCAGCUCGACAACUCGGUGGCGGUCAAAGCCAACCUGCAGGCGCUGCUACAGCAGGUGCGCAUCGAGGCCGAGGUCGAGGUCGUCGAGAUGGCGGACGAGGACCUGGCGCCGUACACGUACGAUUACACGCUCCGCCUCGAGGAGGCGCAGGCGCACCUGGAAGGCCUCGCCGCGCAGCGCAAGGACAAGCCCGCGGGCCUGGAGAAGACCAGCUCAUUCGCCGGGUCGUUUGCCCGGCGCCCCGAGGCGUACCUCAAGCUUGGCAAAGCAGACGAUGGGAUCGGGUCGUUGCAGGGCGGGGUGACGCCCCGGGCAGCCAGCAUGCGGGCCAAGAGCGGACCGCUGCCGCGGUCCUUUCCGCAGGAGCUGCACAUGGUUGAUGGCGCGGCGCACGUGUCGCGGCAGGCCAGCCUGCGGCGCAGCGGUGAACUGGUGCUCACCAUCGACGACAUCCAAGCCGGGAAGCCAGGGCAUUCCGUCCACAACCGGCGGUCCAGCACCGGGAGCAGCGGCGACGACGAGUUGCCCCGCCCAGAGGACCCGGGGAGGAGGCGGAGCGUCGUGGAAGGCGUCCCGGUCCUGCGCGCUCUCGGCAGCGCGGCCGGCCGCGAGAGCUUCCGCAACAGCGGCCAGCUGGACGCCGUGCUCGGGGCGCCCAACCGGGGCGGCGCCACGCCGCGCGCGCGGCGCGCGGAGUCGAUGACGGCGCUGCAGAUGGCCGGGUUUGGGCAGGUGGAGAGCCGCCGCGCGUCGCGCUUUGGGGAGGGUUUGGGGGAAGGCGAGGGCGCGGGCGCGGGGCCGGUGUCGAACGGCUCGUUCACGGCCGGGGCGUCGAUGCGGGAUGGGAAGCAGACGCGGUUUGCGGACGAGAUCGCGAAAUUGGGGCCCCCGGAAUGGGAAGACAAGCAAGUGGAGAUGACGGGGACCACCCUGGCUGCGGAGUCGGUGAAGCAGGCGCUCCGCGAGAUGCAGGCGGCGGCGCGCGAGCGGCCGAACCCCCUCGAGCGGACCUGGGAUACGUUCACGCAAGCACACACGCCCAAGAGGCUGAAUGACCUGAUUCGUGAGAAGUCGGAGAGCGCUCGACUGGUGUUGAUCAACCUGCCUGAUCCGCACAUGAAGAUGGAUCCCGACCAAUACAUGGGCUAUUGCGAAGAGUUGACUGCUGGAAUUAGCAGGGUUCUGCUUGUUCACGGCACGGGCAAAGAAGUUUGGAGCUCUGCUCCCAUGACCAAGGUGACCAAGUAACGUAGAAGAAUUGCGAGAGAUGUUGCUACAGCAGCUUGCAAGGUAAACGAAACAAGUCGGAAUAGAUGCAGCAACAUUGCUAGACGGCAAAGUGGUAGUUCGAUGCAGGCUCUUUGAGGCUUGAUAUUCAAGAUUGACUGCCCGGAGCGGAAUCUUUCGAGCACGCGAGAUCAGGCGGGG